Molecule: messenger RNA, 2896 nt
Organism: Motacilla alba alba
Lineage: Eukaryota; Metazoa; Chordata; Aves; Passeriformes; Motacillidae
Product: translation initiation factor IF-2-like
Exons: 4
Coding region: 1-1290 (429 amino acids)
Source: RefSeq, a predicted model, not a curated record
AUGGUGGGGUGCUGUCACGGCCGGCGCGGCCGCACUCCCUCUCUAAGCGCCGGGCACGGCGGCGGCGACGGCGAGCGUCACCCCCGAAUCUCCUGCGGGGCGGCGGCUGGGAGGCGACCGGCGGGGAGGCGACCUGCGGAAAGGCGCCGCGCCCGCCGCCCGCAGCUGUCGGUGCCGCGCCACCUUGCAGCUGCGAGCACCGAAAGCCGGGGCGGGGAAAGGAGACAAGGUGGGAAAUCUCCUGCGGGAGUCGGGGGGGACCGGGUUAAACAAAACUACCCCGAGCCGACUCCUCGGUGGAAGGCCGGAGAGGUUCAUUCCAACCCAUCCAGCUCCGGGCCGCCUCUGCCGUUACACUUGACUUUGCGAGUUCAGUCCACGUUCGUUGGGGGGGUUGGGGGACUUCAGAGGGUUGCAAACGGGGAAGAGAGGGAAGAGCCCCGGCCCACCAGCUGGGGCCCAGGAACUGCCCCGGAGGUGGCAGCACUGGCUGCGCCACAAAGCUCCGGGGCUGGCAGCCAGCGGGCCCGCACGGAGAGGGCAGAGAAAUCAAAGCGGCCCGAUAACGCGUUACCCACCCGCGCCCCGACAGCAACGGCUACAGGAGCCGCUGGGGGCUCCGGGCGCCGGCGCCUCUCCUGCCGCGUGUUUCCCUCCAAAAGUCACGCCGCGGAGGCGCCGCCGGCUUCCCAAGGCCGGAGCUGGCCAGGCAGGUGCCGGGCCCGUGGGAAGGCGAGUCACUCAGCCCACCUGGCCGCCGUUCGCCCCGGCCCCCGCUGGCCGCACCCUCCCGGCGGCCGCCGCUGCGGGGGCGCGGGGCUGGCGCCGGGCCGCGUGGCUGAGGCAGGGCCGGAGCGGCGCGGGGUCCCAGCCGAGAGGAGAGGGGUCGCUGCCGCCCCAGCCCGCCCGCCGGCAGCUGCCCACGCGAGGCGAGAGAAGCGAGAACGCUUACCCAUUUGGAGGGCCGAAGAAAGCUGGGCUGCGGACGGGAGCUCGCUGAAGUGGCAUCGAAGUGUCAUUCUGGAAUCGGGCGUUUCGUUUCUCUCGGGGUUCUGCUCUAGAAAUUACACACAUCUAUCUGAACUAUUCUUGGAUCCCCUUCGACUUCCGCAACGAGAACAAGUCACAGAUUCAAAACACAGAUUGAUUCGGGCGGGCAGAGGGCAGGGGCUGGGGCAGCCGGCGCUCGCCCUGCCCGCUCCGCGCCGCAUCCCCUGCCCUUGGCCCGGCAGCGGGGGAACGCACCUCCCGCCGCCAUCGGGCCGUGCAUGGCGUUGUUAUCGGGGCUAAGGCCGGGCCCUGGGCGACGGAGACCUCUCCUAGGCUUGAAAUAACUUGUUGUGGAAAACUCUUCUGGGAUAAAUACGCCCAACGGCGCUGAAAAUACCUUAAGACCCAAGCCUAGAGGUUUGCUCAUUUCCCUUCGGAUUUAGGUAAUGGUUAAAUAUGGAAGGGGUAGGCGAGAGGUGUCGUCCCCCCGUCCCGUCCCCCCGUCCCCCCCCCCGGCUACUGUUGCUUGACAGCGGUUCAAACACUGAGGCGAAAGCGGAGCGGAGCCAGGCAAAGUGGGGAGAGAUUGCCCUCCCUCCCUCCUCGUCUGCGUGCCGGCGCUCAGGUGCUAACUCGGGGAGGAUCCGUGGGGCACCGGCGACGAGAACGGUAACGGGAUUGGCAUCAGGCAGCAUCCUGCACCAGUGGAGACCACUGCGUUACACAGCGGGGAAGCCUGCUCCCUUCUGCAAAAAGAAAAGGGUUCGCCUUGCUUUAGGCACACACACGACCUCAAAAUACAAUUUUCCAGGUCUGAUCUUGGAUUCCUAAUACAGCCAGGAAGUCAGGCUUAGGUCUUCGCUAUCUUUCUGAGGCGGUUCUGGGCUUCGGUCUUAGACAUCUCAGGCCAUCAGCAACUUCCUUUCGGUGACUGUAGGGUCGACUAAAGUGCGACACUACAGUGAGCGAAUCGAGGUUUAACACCAUUUCCCGUUCAGAAACGACAGAAGCAAAAAUUCAGCCUCCCUCACGCUCAGGAGUAUGCUGCCUUUGAGACCAGAUUUUUUUUUCACCACCAGUCCCGAAGCAUUUACAGAAAAAAUAGCCACUUGAUGCUUGUGAGCCCCUACGGUUCAUAGGACUAGCCUGACUUCCCAAAAUCUAACUAAGCAAGCGAACGCCACCUCUAGUAAAACUGUCCAACAACGGUGUGAUGCUUUUCUGUGACACAAAAGGAAGCUGAAGAACACGACUGAUACCUUCAUUUUUGCCGGAAAGUUCCUGGUGCUGGGCACAGCAGUUUUACUUACGGCAUCUGUGUACUGCGGUCGCCUUGCUGCCAUCAACCUUAGGUUGAUUACUCCGCAGAUCAUUCACGCCUUCAGCUUCAAUAAUCAAUGCUGGAAUCUGUAGAAAUAACCAGAUUAGAGCAACUCGGUAUAAUUUCGUGUAUGUGUCUUCGUUGACUCACUGUUACUUUUUGCAAAACAGUCUUUCUCGUUUGCCUCUGAAAUGGGAUGAUAAAUUCGUGCCCUUUCGUUUACCUUGCCACACAUCUCUCUGUGUACUGAAAGCACCAGAACACAUUAAAUUACUAGUAACGCUCAUAAGCAAUUGUGACCUGGUUACAAGAAAAUGCACAUUCGUUUUUAUAUAUGUAAAUUUAAAAUGUGUACAGGUGCUGCUGUGGGCUGUAAGGCGUGGUGAUCUCCGUUCGGAGGGUGCUUGCAGCCUUCCAAGAAGAGGGAUGGGCUGCCGGGCGCCGAGUGGCUCCGCUCGGGGCUGUCCUGCGGGAGGCACCCUGCUGAGCCCCUUGUGCUCAACCCACCUGCGGACGGCCCUUUCUCACCUACUGCUUCCUAAUCAGGUUAAACCCCUUCAGCAGAAAUAAAUAAAUAAAUCAAAC